AGUUCAUAAAUCUAUCUCUCCGAAGCUGAGAGAGAGAGAGAGAGAGAGCGAGCUCGAAACCGCUGCCCCCAUUCGAUUCCUUCUAGGGUUUCCUCUCAAUUAUCACGAAAUUUACAAGCUAAUUUCAUGGCGGGAAGAGAAGUUCGGGAGUACACCAAUCUCAGCGACCCCAAAGAUAAGAAAUGGGGGAAGGGAAAGGAUAAGAUCGACGACGAGGAUAUCACUUUCCAACGCAUGGUUGCAAAGAUGCAGGAGGUUGCUGGUGAACGUGGAGGCUAUCUUCAUGGGCGUGGCGCCUUGGACAGUGAUGACCUCCUCUACCUCAAGGAACAAAUGGAAGCUGAGGAAGAUGCAGAGCGACUAUUACGUCGCACAGAGAAACGAGCUUUUGCAGCAUUUAAGAAAGCAGCCAACUUAGCAGAUUCUUCACCUGCAUCAGUUCCCUUGUCUCUCCGAGUUGAACCCAAGCCUAAGAGUGGGAUCAGGCAGCAAGAUCUUUUGAAGCACAUAGUAGAAAUCAAACCAAAGAAACAAAGAGUCAACAGCCCAAGUGAUUGUCAAUUGAGCUCAUCGAUGCCUUCCCAGGUAUCUUCGAAAAGAACUCAAGAGAGAUCAGGAGUUGAUGUUGCUUCACCAGAACAAAUUAGAGAGCAGUUGAACCCAUCUCCACCAUUGCACUCUGAGCAGAAAUUACCUAGAGAUACUUCUAAUAAAUCAGCUGGAGCUGAAACCGAGUCUAAGCCCGAGGAUGCUGUGAAAACUUUGCUUGGCUUGGCAUAUGAGAGCUCUGAUGAGGAUUGAUUGUGGACCCGCGAGCAUGUGGGUCAUUUGAACUUGCCUCUCGCUGCUCUUCGAGUCUUAUAUCAUGAAUGUUCUUGUCUUAGUAUUACUAACUGCAAAAUGUUUCAAAUCAUAGAUCUCGUGUUGCUAAAAUUAGUUUUAGUUGUAGAAAUUUUAGUAUGUAAACCUUGCUUCUUCAGGUGUUUAAAUACUAUUGCGCAAAUUUAAUUCUUCGAACUUUCUUUGUUUGUUCA
Molecule: messenger RNA, 1034 nt
Organism: Asparagus officinalis (garden asparagus)
Lineage: Eukaryota; Viridiplantae; Streptophyta; Magnoliopsida; Asparagales; Asparagaceae
Exons: 6
Coding region: 127-801 (224 amino acids)
Source: RefSeq, a predicted model, not a curated record